CGAUACACAAACAGCCAACGACGAAGCCGGAGGAACACACGUGUGGCACAGUGUCAACAUGGGCAAGAAGAGGCAGAGUAAUCAACUCUUCACAAAUUUAUCCAAAAAACAAAAGAAACACCUUAAGGAAUUUGGAGAGGAGCAUCCAUUUCAUGACGCAGACAAUGAAAAACCUGAAAGAACUGAAAUAGUGGAACUGACAGCAAGCCCAGAACAAUCUGACGCUGAGGCCGAUGAGCUAGGAGAGGAGGACGAGGAACCAGAGCAGAAAACAGCCUAUCAGAAACUCCUUUCAACUCUCAGCCAACCUGAUGGACGCGAACACAGUGAAGAGGAGGAAAGCAGCAAUGAUGAAGAAGAGGAGGGCGAAGAGCUUCUUGAUGAAGCAGAGGCCAGUGAUGGAAAUGGAGAUGACAGUGAAGAUGGGGAUGAAGAUGAAGGGGAAGAGGAGGAACUUGUGGCUGCAGAUGAAACACUGACUGAAGCGGUAGAGGGGGAAGAGGAAAAGGAGAAAGGAGAUGGAGAGUUCGUGGAUAAGGAGCAUGAGUCCCAGUUCUGUCUGGAGAGGAACUUCAUAGGUGAAGGAGAACAAGAGGACACUGACGACACCGAAGAGCAAGAAGACGGCAACGACAUGUUUUUACAGCAUUUGGACACAGAGCUUAGUGAAGAGGACGUGCAGAAAAUAACAUCUGGCAGCAAAGCAAAGGCGCAGAUCACGUGGCCGAAAUUGGGCACUCUGCUCUGCACCAAUCCCCUGGAGAAGUUUGGACCCCUUGGCCCUCAGAAAGACACAAACCUCCCAGUUUUCCACAAGCUCUUGGAGUCCAACUGGAAGGAUCUAAACCAAACCUCCAAUCCUAAGGGGGGGACUGAAGACAUCAGCCCCCUCCAGCUAGAGCUGCUGGCCCUCAUGGGCUCCUACAAGGACCUAUUCUACCCGGAGACCUGUCCCCUGAACAAGGGCCCUCAGGUGCGCAGUGCAUACUGUGUACACGUGCUCAACCACGUGCUGAAGGCCAACUCCCACGUCCUAGCUCACAACGCCCAGCUAAGGGAGCCGAAAACUCAGCCUAAACCCGGAGCUGAGCCAAAGGACGAACCCAGAGACCAAGGUCUGACCCGGCCCAAGGUGCUGAUUCUCGUGCCGUUCCGAGGCGGAGCUCUGCAGGUCGUGCAGACGCUCAUCAGCCUGCUGGAGACCAAAGGCAAGAGGAUCGUGGUCAGCAACAAGAAGAGGUUCAAGGACGAGUUUGGGGAGGAUGCGGACGACCAGCCACCCAGUUUGCAAAGACCGGAUGAUUACCACGCCAUCUUCUCUGGCAACGUCGAUGAUCACUUUAGGAUAGGUGUUUCCAUCGUGAGGAGCAGUGUGCGUCUAUACGCCCCCUUCUACUCGUCGGACAUCAUCAUUGCCUCUCCCCUGGGCCUGCGCACCGUGCUGGGAGCUGAAGGAGAAAGUAAGAGAGACUUUGACUACCUCUCCUCCGUUGAGCUGCUGGUGGUGGACCAGGCAGAUGUCUUCCUCAUGCAGAACUGGGAGCACGUCCUGCAAGUGAUGAAGCACAUGAACCUGCAGCCGCUGGACUCCCACGGAGUGGACUUCUCCAGGGUGAGGAUGUGGAACCUGAACAACUGGGCCCAACACUACAGGCAGACGCUGGUGUUCAGCUCCAUCCAGGAGCCACAGAUCAACAACAUCCUCACCAAACACUGUGCCAACUAUCGUGGACAGAUUUCAACUAAGAACAUGCCAAAAACUGGUUCCAUUUGUCAGGUGCUGGUUCAGCUGCCUCAUGUGUUUCAAAUGUUCUCCUCUGACAGCUUCAUGGACCACGAUGAUCGGUUUCAGGCGUUCGUAGAUAAAGUGCUGCCUCAGUACAGGGACUCCAUCAUGUCCCACACUUUGAUCUACAUCCCGUCUUACUUUGACUACGUCCGACUGCGCAACUACAUGAAGAAAGAGGAGAUGAACUUUGCCAGCAUCUGCGAGUACUCCAGCAAAUCCGAGGUGUCCCGAGCUAGGCACUUCUUCCAGAAAGGGGAAACGCAGUUUGUGCUCUUCACUGAACGCUUCCACUUCUACAAGAGGUACACUAUCAAAGGGAUCCGGAACCUGAUAUUUUAUGGAUUGCCUUCCUUCCCCCACUUCUACAGCGAGGUGUGCAACAUGCUGUCGGCGGGGGUUCAGGGGGAAGAGGCCAGCUGGACCUGCACCGCCCUCUACUCCCGCUACGACGCCCACAAACUGGCCGCCAUCAGCGGCGCGCAGCGAGCCGGACAGAUGCUCCACUCCAACAAGACUGUUCACCUCUUUAUUACAGGAGGGGAUGAUAAAGCCUCCUGAUGGAGCUGGACAGGGAGAAAGAAAGAAGGGAUCAUUGGGCUAAAAACCACAGUAGAUCUCUGCUGUGCAUAUGAUAUCUUAUUAGGUCUCUACCAUUACACUAGGGCCCCAUGUAUAGCUGGCAAAAUGUGUCUUGAGUCAACACUUCUGAUCAGAUCUCACCGUCCCACUCUAAAUGCAAAUAAACACAUACAUCAUUUCUGUUUGCAAAGACCAACCAUGUUGUUGUUUUUAACACCUCCCACGCUUAGCCUGCUGGAAAUGAAGGAGAAGAAAUUGAAACAAUAUAGAGAGACAGGGUCUGUUCCACGGAAAAUAAAUUCCCUAGGAUGUUUGACACACUCCUGACACAUCUCUAUGGACUUUCAAAAUGUUCAGAUGUUGUUGACUAAGCCAGGUUAUGCUCUUUGUGCGACUUGUUUUCGUAUGUGGCCAUCAUCAUACACACUGUCCAAAGAGUUCGACCACGCAGACCACCUACGAACGUGGUCUGAGUGAUCGGAUCUCAUUGCAAUCCUAUACCUGCACUUCAUGUGUCCACGUGAUUGGGUGUCAGGUCUGAUCAGGGUCCGGGACGACCCUGUGUUAGCUGCUGGCUGCAGGUCUGUAAUAGCGCUUUGCUGUGUGAUGCAUCAAACAGCAAAGUAGAUCAGAAAAGUGCCGCCCGCGGAAAAGAUGCCAAUAAGGGCAUUCUUUUCCUUAUUUUUUGACAUUAACACGGAAGUGCAUCAGGAUAUUCCAGCAACCUCAAGCCACAAAGUGACAAGAUCAUCAACAUGCUGUGCUGGUUUGUAAAGUAGGUUAAAGGGAUCGCUGUGAUAAGAUGUUGUAAAGACACCACUCACUAGUUAGACGUGUGGUACUUGUACCACCUGUUCUGUAAGUGCUGAAAUACUCAUAUAAUGAAUCAUCCAUUUUUAUGGUGUGUUUUUUUAUGGAAGUGUACCCAAUAUAAAGUUGUUUGAAAUUAA
Messenger RNA from Scophthalmus maximus (turbot), 3318 nucleotides. RefSeq names its product UTP25 small subunit processor component (gene utp25). Gene Ontology annotation, cellular component: nucleolus; small-subunit processome. Gene Ontology annotation, biological process: maturation of SSU-rRNA from tricistronic rRNA transcript (SSU-rRNA, 5.8S rRNA, LSU-rRNA). The transcript is spliced from 12 exons. The coding region runs from base 59 to 2347 and encodes 762 amino acids. Gene Ontology annotation, molecular function: rRNA binding; U3 snoRNA binding. NCBI's taxonomy places the organism in Eukaryota, Metazoa, Chordata, Actinopteri, Pleuronectiformes, Scophthalmidae. The record is from RefSeq and is a predicted model, not a curated record.